This is a messenger RNA of Aspergillus vadensis CBS 113365, 1725 nucleotides long. RefSeq names its product fungal specific transcription factor domain-containing protein. Gene Ontology annotation, biological process: DNA-templated transcription. Gene Ontology annotation, cellular component: nucleus. Lineage: Eukaryota; Fungi; Ascomycota; Eurotiomycetes; Eurotiales; Aspergillaceae. The record is from RefSeq and is a predicted model, not a curated record. The transcript has 5 exons. Gene Ontology annotation, molecular function: zinc ion binding; DNA binding. Bases 1 to 1725 code for a protein of 574 amino acids.
AUGGGGACAACAUGUCGCUACCUGAGUCGUUCCAAGCCGACGCCGUCAAAGCUAGAUUUAUCACGAUAUUUAGUGACAAUAAACGACCGUCUGAAGCAGGCAGAGGCCCAACUGGCAUUCCAUUCGUCAAUACAGAACCCUACGCAAACCCCUUUGGAGUCAGAUGCUGCAGCUUCCGGGCCGGUUACAUCAAAUGCAUCACCCUCACAUAUGGACUCGGCACUUUUGUCGACACUAGAACUGCCCGAUCUCGGCGGGCAGACCAUGAAUGACUGGCCCUCCAUGGCAAAUAACGACCCGUACGAGUUUGACUUCGGCGCUCCCUCCUCCUCGAUGCCGAUUGAACCUCUGAUGGCGCCAUUUAUGCCCGUUUCUAACGGAUUCGUUGGCCUGGACUCUAUGCUUUUGGAGAUGCUUCCUGCCGCAACCAACCAUAAUGUGCUGGAGUUGUCUCCAGGGCUCCUGCAAGGACUGUACUUCGAUCUGUUCCAUCCCAUUAUGCCAUUAAUCUGCCGAUCUCGCUUUGAGGCUGAAAUAUCCGAGAUGUCACCGUCAAUUGAGGUUCAAAGCCUCUCAUUUGCCAUGGCAGUACUGGGAUCCUUCUCAGUGCCCGAACUCCGCUGUCAUGUCGACAGAUGCUACGAGCAAUGCCGCACCCUUCUGGACCUGUGUGAAAGACAGGAUACGGGAGAAUCUCUGGCGAGCAUCAAUACUCUCCAAGCGCUUGCCUUGUUGACCCUCUACGAAUUCAAGCAGCCGAACUUUGCUCGGGCCUGGAUGACUCUCGGGCGGGCUAUCAGGCUAGCCAAACUGAUAGGCCUUGACCGGGUCGAUAGUCCUCCGAAUUCGACCGUGACUGCACCCUGGGACCAGCGGCCGCGACUCCCACCGGCCUCUUGCGCUGUCAUUGCGGAAGAGCGGCGUCGCACCUUCUGGGUUCUCUAUGUAUUCGAUUCCUUAUCAACCACCCAUCUGCACGCCCAAUCGGCCUUGGAAAUGCCGGACUUUAUCCGUCUCCCAUCUCCAAGCGAAUCUCUAGACCAAUUGACGAAUUGUACGAUUGCCAUGCCAUCAAUUCAGCAGAUCGAAGCUGAGAUCUCUGCCGAGGUGUCCGUGUCAUCCUUUUCUGGCACACUCAUCAUGGUAUCCCUGUACCGACGAUGUAUCGACCACACCAUCUCGCAGAUGAAUCGUCCCCAUGCCUUCUGGGAGACGCACUACUCGAUUGAUAAAGCCAUCAAUCACUACCGAGGGAAUUUACUUUCCCACCACGUCAACAACGACUUUUCCGAUGACCCACGAUCCCUGUCGCUGCGCAUGAACCUAGCCGCGGUCGAAAUCACCCUACACGAGACGGCCCUGGUCAAGGUACAGAAAGACAAGCUACCGGCUGUCCUCGCCACCGAGGCAAUUUCAAAAUGCAUCACCGCUGCCACCGACAUUGCCAUAACGGUCCAGCUAGGCCAACGGCUAACCGGCAAGAAGCUGGAGAUAUUCAAACACCAUGACCGCUUCCUUGUGUGGCCGAUGACUAUGGCAAUCCAGACCUGUUCGCGGAUGCUGGACAUGAGGGGAAAUGUCGAUGUGGAUCCCUGCAUCGAAAACCUACGCGUGCUCGCCGCCGCCAUGAAGGAGCUUGUCAGUCCGAAACACGUCCGUCCGGGACUUCUGGAAAAGAUAGAUGCCUGGAUGGCCGCGGUUGAAGGAGGCGCUAAUGCCGAAUAA